This is a messenger RNA of Acanthoscelides obtectus, 526 nucleotides long. The record is from the annotation of a GenBank genome assembly. Lineage: Eukaryota; Metazoa; Arthropoda; Insecta; Coleoptera; Chrysomelidae.
AUGGCGGUAACGUUUCCUAGUCGAGUUCAGAAAUUUUUUCUCGGGUCACUGUUGCGGCAUGAGGCUUGGCGUUAUCCUGCAGGAAUAUCACUUUCUUCCGAUUGAUCAUGGAUGAGUGCUGAUUGUACUCGUUGAAGCUGCUCACAAUACAAGUUAGCAGUGAUGAACAAUUCCAGUUGCUGUCCACCAAACACACAACAAAACCUUGUUUGGGUGCAAGGAAGCCUUGGACGUAUGUGGUACCGAAUCAGUAGACGACAACCAAUGAUACGAACGCUUAGAAUUCGAAUACAAGAUCCAUUUUUCGUCGCAGGUUAAUAACCGAUUAAGAAAUGGUUCAUUAGCGUUGCGUGAAAUGUUUGCUGAACAAUGGUAAGACGCCUUAAUUCCUGAUGAAGAUGCAAACGAAUAGUUUCAGGACUCACUCUGAACAUUUCUGCAAGUUCUUGGCACGUUGUCCUUGAAAUUGCGUCCACAACCUGUCGAAGAUCCUCGUUGUCCAUGAUUGUUGGUCUCCCUGAGCGCG